GCAUGAUCUGUUGCAAUUGAACACUGGCAUUGACAUUUCAGAAAAAAAAAGCGGAAGAUCCCUUCUGAUCAAAUUUUCCGGGAUGCAAUUUUAAAUCCUGUUCUAAUUCACAAUCAACGCCUUCUUCAACGGACCAGCGCGGUACUCGGACUCUGGAGCAUCGCCCACCACAGCAGGCUGUCGGCAUCCAUAACUUCUUCGGAUAGUGAUCCAAUCCGUUUACGGAGUAUACCCGAGACCAUAACGCUCGCGUUACGGCCGAUUAUUUCAUUCUGCGUUCUAGCUCAAGUUGUUGUCUAGCGCAAUUUUCAUCCUCACUCACUCCUUUGUUUUUUCCGGUUGACUGGGCUUCUUCUGCAAAAUGCCAACAGUAGAUCUCGUCGUCCCGCGUUUCGAUAACACCCUCGGUGCUUUGCUUAUAGGCUUCGCUGUCUCUGCGACUGCAUUUGGAAUGUUGACCAUUCAGGUGUUCAUCUACUAUAGGCGUUUCCCCCAGGACAAGGCUGCAUAUAAAGUUCUCGCUGCCUCAAUAUGGUUCCUUUCUCUUAUCGAUCAAGCCUUUAUUGGAUACGCCGUAUAUUAUUAUACCAUCACUAACUAUUUGAACCCACUCCCAUUGGCUGUGGGAAGACCUCAGUGGACUCUUAUAUUACAAAUGACUUUGGGAGCUGUCGUUGGCGCCGUUGUGAAGGCGUGCUUCACAAUACGAGUCUGGAGAUUCAGCUAUAGAAAUUGGUGGCUUACGGGAUUUUUGUUCUUGUUGGUCUUUUCACAACUUGGUAAGGGUAUUGUGCUAGUGUCCUUGCCGAACGUCAGACUGAUGAAAUGUGUAUCAAUGUCAGGUACAGCAAUCACAUUCACUGUAAAAUGCUUCCAGGUUCCUUCUUUCUCGUACAUGACUCGUGUGCGGUUGGUGGGAAGCUUUUCCUUGGGCAUCGGAGUCCUUACGGACAUGAGCAUAGCUGCUGCGCUGUGCUUUUACCUUCAGCGAAUGCGCUCAAGUUAUUCGGGUGCGGACUCCCUGAUUAAUAAGUUGUCAAUCUAUGCAGUGAACACCGGUAUUCUUACCAGCACUGUCAGCCUGUCGACCCUUAUUCUGUUCAACGCCAUGCCAAUGAACUUUGUGUUUAUAUGCAUGUACUUCGUUCUGAGCAAAUUGUAUGCGAUAUCAUUCCUGGCUACACUCAACACCCGAAAAAUAAUACGAGGUCGGGGCACAGACCGUGAAGGAGGAAAGUCGGCGACUUUCAGUAUCGUUACCGAAUCCAUGCGGCAGUCAGUACGGAUACCAAUGCAGGAGCCGAUGCCAACCAUUCGAGAGGAAGAUUGGCGGGACUUCAAUCGGAGGCUUGACACGAAAUUCUCAACAACAAGUUUAGUGGCACCGUAUAACUACAAUUUAGACUGGUAACAGCUUCCGAUUACUAUUCAUAACACCCCUCGUGACACCUCGGCCACCCCAAACUCUACGCACGGAUCGCGCCUUCUCAUCGAAUCUGGCUCUGCCGUUGAUCUUUUUAUCUUCAAGUGCAGCGCCUACUGCAGUACUCGUACCUGGCACCUAACGUAGACACAACCGUAACUUGGAUUUGGAAGGAAGUUGUAUACCGCCACAAUAAAAGGCAUUAGCAUGUUGUAUUUGUUUUCUCAGCGACUGGUUUAUCACUGCGAUCUUUGUGAAUGCACUAGACUUACUUUUUGGAUUGUGAAUGUACUCGAUCCCAGGCCUCGUGAU
Molecule: messenger RNA, 1735 nt
Organism: Suillus paluster
Lineage: Eukaryota; Fungi; Basidiomycota; Agaricomycetes; Boletales; Suillaceae
Exons: 21
Coding region: 362-1411 (349 amino acids)
Source: RefSeq, a predicted model, not a curated record